Molecule: messenger RNA, 1094 nt
Organism: Striga asiatica
Lineage: Eukaryota; Viridiplantae; Streptophyta; Magnoliopsida; Lamiales; Orobanchaceae
Source: the annotation of a GenBank genome assembly
CAUGAGACAAGCAACUCACUAUCAUCUUUUGACCACUUCCCAUUUUUAUUCCUAAAAAAUUCGUCACUAUUAAGAUCUCAACAAAUACAAAGGCAAAAAAUCUAACAUAGAUUAAUUCACGCUAACCAGAAAACCCACCCACCCCAACAAUGGCGGCAAAAACAACAAUUCCCCCAAAACCCUCCAUUUCCCUAUCCCUCACACUCUUCCUUCACUCUACCCAUCUCUUCGCCCCUCUCCUGGGGUCGCCCGACCCGGUGCCCGCUCCGUGGCCCCACCAAUUCCACUCGAUCCUCUUCAUGAACAAAACCACCGAGGGCACCCUGCUACUGAUCGACCUCUGGUACGACUACCCCAACGGCCGUAACUUCAAUAUAAUCCAGUACCAGUUGGGCAAGAAGCUGUACAACCUCGAAUGGAACAACGGGACCUCCUAUUUGUACACGCUGGACGACAACAAAGAGUGCCAGACCAAGCAUGUCCCGGUUGGAAUCUUGCGGCCCGAUUGGCUCGACGGGGCGAAUUAUCUGGGUCGGGUUUAUAAAGAUGGGUUUUUGUGCAACGUGUGGGAGAAGGUCGACUUCAUUUGGUAUUAUGAGGAUGUUGCCACCAAGAGACCCGUUUACUGGGCUUUCUACACCGGGAUGGUAGCACAUGUGAUGACAUUUGAGGUUGGGAAAGUGCUUGAUGACCCCAAUUGGCAAGCUCCUGUCUACUGUUUUGAGGAGGCUGCAGAGAAAAAGAACAUUGCGAUUCUUGAUUCGGCAUCUGGUUUCUCAAUGAGAGAUGUCCAAAGUACUGUUAAUCCUAUGGUGAUUUAGCAUGGCAGCUUGUGCUUUAUAAAUGAAAUCCAUCUUUCAGCUAUGUUUUUGUACUUGACUUCUGUUGCAAGAGCCUUGUGUUGUUGAUGUCAUGUGCUAUUUUAUUUUUUCCAAAUCCAUGUAAGAGUCCAUUUUGCUGUAAAUUUCAUCGUUUUGGAAUAAACUGUACAAAAAUAAAAUGGUUGUGUAUGUUUUGAAAUUCAUGGCCCGAGUUUUUCACUUUUUUGUGUCAAGAACUAUAAGGCUUACAAGCAAAAUUAAUGAAGUAGGCAG